AUGACUGUAACAGAGACAGAUUUUGGAAACCUGUUGUGGAUCAUCAGUAUUGUUGGAGGGAACGUAGGAAACGUCUUUAGUGGCUUCAUCCUCCCAUUCAACCUUAUCAAUCCAGUUUGUUCUCUAUUAUGUAUGACAAGAUCUUCACCCGGGUUGCUGCAGCCACUUUUAGAAUCAAUGGAAGCUUUCUCAGAUUUGGACACUUUUUAUGUGAAAUCCUCAAACAUGGGAAAGGGAGAGGACUCCAGUAGAUGCUCUUCAGCUCCGGCAAAUAUCCACAUCGAAGUGCUCUAG
Messenger RNA from Microthlaspi erraticum, 294 nucleotides. The record is from the annotation of a GenBank genome assembly. NCBI's taxonomy places the organism in Eukaryota, Viridiplantae, Streptophyta, Magnoliopsida, Brassicales, Brassicaceae.